AGCGGCGUGCCUCCUGCGCUCUGCCCGCUCCUCUCUCACCACCUCCAGAGCGACUCUCCCGGAUCUUAUCAGGCACGAUCAGCGCUUUGGGCUUUGGGCGGUUUGGCGCAGUUUGGACCGCUUUUGGGAGCCGUACCACUCAUCGAGGAGCGAGGACAGGAGAAGCCGAGAGGAGUUCACUGCGCCCGGGCAACUCCACAGGCACGUCCCAGGUAGAGGGCGCUGUGUUGGAAGCUUCGGUGAUGAGGUGAAGGCAUGUUGGGGAUGGCCCUGGCGGACUGUAGCGCCCCCUGUGGUCACUACAUGCUGCGGCGCUGUGUGAUGAAGGCUCCGUGCGCCCUCUACUGUUGGCUGUGGGUGGUGCUGAUGUUAGGAGCCGGGUCUCUGCUGCUGAUGUCCAGACUGCACGACCCGCCUGAGCACGUCCAGCACCAAAACACAGGUGCAGGAUCCCAGUCGUUGGUCGCCCCCCGUUGGCCGAUGGAGAAGAAUGGAGCAUCAUUUCGUCCUUCCUCUGUCUCCUCUUCUCCGCUACAGCUCAGCCCCAAACCUCCGGUCACUAAACGCCACCGUAAACUCUUACUCAAACGCUCCGACUCCUCCUCCUACAGCGCCCCCUAUACUCCGGAUGACCGCGCUCUCUCUGCCAUUCAGGAGUCACGCCGGAAUAACCUGCACGAUGUCUGCUCGCGAUACCAACCCGACGUCUCCCUGGGCAGGAUGAGCCAAAGACAAGUGUCGCGCGUUUACGUGGAGGAUCGCCAUCGUUUACUCUACUGCGAAGUUCCGAAAUCCGGGUGUUCGAACUGGAAGCGCGUUUUGAUGGUUCUCAACGGAAAAGCGAGAACAACUUUAGAUAUUCCACACGAUAAAGCACAUUACGCCAACAAGCUACGGAGACUGGAAAACUACGACCGCGCUAGCAUCGCAAAACGGCUAGCAACCUACACGAAAAUACUGUUCGUACGGGAGCCUUUUGAACGUCUGGUCUCUGCUUUUCGGGACAAGUUCGAAAAUCCAAAUUCAUACUACCAUCCUGUAUUUGGACGCCCCAUAAUUUCCAAAUAUCGCGUUAAUGCUACUCGGACGGCGUUACGAACGGGAGCGGGGGUAACGUUCCGAGAAUUUGUGCGAUAUUUGCUGGACAUAAAGAGGCCAGUUGGCAUGGAUAUCCACUGGGAACCCGUGACUCAGCUGUGCAGUCCGUGUCUCAUGCGCUACAACUUCAUCGGAAAAUUUGAAAAUCUGGAAAAAGAAGCUAAUUUUUUGUUACGGAAUAUCAACGCUCCCACAAAUCUCACGUUCCCGGAUUUAAAAGACAGGAAUCCACUGGCCGAAAGGACCUCAGCGAGAAUAACGCAACAGUAUUUUGUGCAACUCAACGCGGUGGAGCGACAAAAAGUUUACGAUUUCUACUACAUGGACUAUCUGAUGUUUGACUAUCCUAAACCUUUCAAAGACCUGUACUGAAACACACUGAAGCUGGAGGUGCUCUGUAACACGGACACUAUGGGCACCAGGAGGAGGAACUGUUUUGUAUUUUUUUUCAAUAACACGUUUGUGCUUUUGAAUUCAUGAAGUUUGUAGCAAUGAUUUGGGGUUUGGAAAAGGACACAGGGGCUACACAGAGAAUAUAUGAGCAGUUUUGGUGAAUAAAACAAAAAAAAACUUGGACUUAAAGGGCCUGUACCUGUUUUUCCCAUGUAUUUAAAGGUCUUAUAUUACAUAAAAUUAACUCUUGUGAACUUUAAGUCAUGUUAUAAUGCG
Messenger RNA from Periophthalmus magnuspinnatus, 1767 nucleotides. Its product is annotated as carbohydrate sulfotransferase 8-like. The transcript is spliced from 4 exons. The record is from RefSeq and is a predicted model, not a curated record. Bases 256 to 1470 code for a protein of 404 amino acids. Gene Ontology annotation, molecular function: sulfotransferase activity. Gene Ontology annotation, biological process: proteoglycan biosynthetic process; carbohydrate biosynthetic process. Gene Ontology annotation, cellular component: membrane. NCBI's taxonomy places the organism in Eukaryota, Metazoa, Chordata, Actinopteri, Gobiiformes, Gobiidae.